This is a messenger RNA of Sinocyclocheilus grahami, 1047 nucleotides long. RefSeq names its product selection and upkeep of intraepithelial T-cells protein 4-like. NCBI's taxonomy places the organism in Eukaryota, Metazoa, Chordata, Actinopteri, Cypriniformes, Cyprinidae. The transcript is spliced from 6 exons. The record is from RefSeq and is a predicted model, not a curated record. Gene Ontology annotation, biological process: cellular response to lipopolysaccharide; immune response; negative regulation of T cell proliferation. Gene Ontology annotation, cellular component: external side of plasma membrane. The coding region runs from base 1 to 1047 and encodes 348 amino acids.
AUGGAGUCGGUCCUCAGGUGUAUGCAGGCGUGUCGGCGGCUGCUGGUGGUGCUGAGCUCGGACUGUCUGUGCGAGAAGAGCAUCAGUCUGCUGGAGUGUCGUCUGUGUUUGUACCUGCAUCACGCGUCGCGCGCGCCCCUCAUCACCGUGAGACGGCGCGCGCUCAGCGCCCCCUGCGGCGACAUCGCGGAGCUGCGCAACAACUCCACCUCCGUGCGCUGGAACUGUUAUUUGUGUGUGUUUCAUUUCAUCUCUUGCGCACUGGAGGAGAAACCCGUGAACCUUAGCGUUCAGUUCCUGUUUCGAGAGUCUAUGCUUACUGCUGACACAGAUGAGGAAGACAUGAAGAAGCCAGUCUGCUCUCUCUUGGCCUUGGUCGUGACCACGCUGCUGCUUGCAGCUGCAUCUGGUGUGAGCGAUGCAGCGAUGAACAUCACGGCUGUUUUGGGUCACAGCGUUACAUUCAGAUGUCCUUCGAACCACAGCAAACCUGUUGAACGCUUGUACAUACAGAGAGUUAUAAAAGAUAAAGAAGACAUGUACAUCAAUGGGUUUACUAAUGGCCGCGAAAUACCAGGGAAGGGUUACCAGAGCAGAACCAAAGUGAACACAAUGGACUACAGCAUGGAGAUGAGAAACAUCUCAGUCGGUGAUGAAGGAUCGUACAUUUGUGUUUUUGUUUUCGUCGACAAAGCGUACAAACCUGAAAUCUCAGAGAUUUUCCUCAAAGUCACAGCCGAGUACAGCGUCCCCACAAUCACGCCUGACUGCAGUGAACAUAGACGAGGCGUCAGCGGCACGGGGAUGAGCUGUCACUUAAGCUGCUCGGCGGUGGGAGGAUACCCACAGAGCACCGUCAGAUGGGCGGGGCUUAAUCCAAGUCUGACGAAUGUAUUUUACAACUGGAGUUUAGCACAUAACGACUCCAAAACAUGGACCAUCAACCAAACCAUCAUGUACAACUGCGACCAGCCAACCAAUGUCAGCUGUGCUGUAUGGGGCGCUGUUUCCCACACCAUCACCAUAUGUAAGUGUGUUGGAUGUUAA